AUGCCGCGCGCCCCCGAGCACGUCUUCUCGCUGCUCGAGAUGGUGGAGGCGCUGCUCAACCUGCGCCCUGCUGUGAGUCAUUCCCUCAUGCCCCGCCGUGUGUCAUGCACUGUGUGUCAUGCAGUGAGUCAUGACGUGAGUCAUUCCCUCAUGCAGUGGGUGGAGAAGCAGUUUCCCGGGGAGGCGGGCGGUGAGGUGCGGCAGCAUCUGGUGGGCAUCUAUGUGGUGCUGUGCCGCACGGAGGGGGGGGAAGAGAGGAAGGGGGAGGAGGACGGAGAUGGGGGAUGGGGGAGUCAUGGGGAGGAGGAUUUGGACCCGAGCCACAGAUCGGAUGCCAGCCAUCGAUCUCACCACGGGGGCGGUGGGUUGCACAAUCGGAUGGUCAGCGGCAACGCGUCAAGAGGGAGGGGCAUUCUGGGGGGGCUGCUGCCAAAGAAGGUCAGCAAGGGGCACGAGGAGGGCAAGGGCGAGACGCGGGGGAAGAGCAAGGCAGAGAGCAAGGAGGGUGGGGGGUUGGCGGGGCAGGACGUGGUUCUUGAGGUGGCCAGCUGCGUGGUCAGCUUAUCUGUUCCCGCCCACCACGGCACAGUUACGCUGUACCUCGGCACGCUGCUGCUAGUGUACGACGAGGGCGGCAACCACCACGAGGGCGCCGUGCGAGUGGGCGCCGCCACGCGCCACCUGCUAGCAGCGCUCAAGGCGAAUCUGGAGCGCAAGGGCGACGCGUUCCAUGACGAGGCGAUGCGCGCCGUGUUCCUCAUGAACAACUGCGAGUACAUCCAGCGCAAGGUGGAGGAGUGA
Closterium sp. NIES-65 is the source of this 801-nucleotide messenger RNA. The record is from the annotation of a GenBank genome assembly. NCBI's taxonomy places the organism in Eukaryota, Viridiplantae, Streptophyta, Zygnematophyceae, Desmidiales, Closteriaceae.